This is a messenger RNA of Brienomyrus brachyistius, 1066 nucleotides long. RefSeq names its product C-C motif chemokine 20-like. NCBI's taxonomy places the organism in Eukaryota, Metazoa, Chordata, Actinopteri, Osteoglossiformes, Mormyridae. The coding region runs from base 129 to 440 and encodes 103 amino acids. The transcript is spliced from 5 exons. Gene Ontology annotation, biological process: cellular response to tumor necrosis factor; inflammatory response; positive regulation of ERK1 and ERK2 cascade. The record is from RefSeq and is a predicted model, not a curated record. Gene Ontology annotation, cellular component: extracellular region. Gene Ontology annotation, molecular function: CCR chemokine receptor binding; chemokine activity.
AAAAUUGAGCACUCAUAAGCCCAGGGCGCUCUGCAAAGGGCAGACCGGCGGCAGGCAGCAGAGCAGGUGCAGAAACACCACCAGCUUCAGAGUCCACCGGCCACGACGCCCCAUCAGCCGACCAAAAGAUGCGCUUCAGUAACCUCUUCUUCAUCCUCUUCCUGGCCUUCCUCUGCCUCACGCUCGCACAAGGAGCCUAUGAGGACUGUUGUCUGAGGUAUGUGGCAGCAGUUAAGAAAAGUACCAGAAGGACGGUGGUGCGGUAUAAGAAGCAGGAAGUGGACGGAGGCUGCAACAUCCCUGCCAUCGUGUUCAUCACGAAAAGAGGUAAAUCCUUCUGUGCCGACCCAAAAGAGCAGUGGGUUAAGAAGCUCAUGAGCAUCCUGAACAAACAGGCUGGAAAGCCCUCAAAGGGACCCAGGAAGAAUUCCAAAGCCUGAGGAGAGACCCGCACAAGCCCACACAUACCCUGCCCAACAACGGCCACCGGCACCACAUCGACUCUCUUCGGCUGAUCUCAUUAAAACCAACGGGAUGCAGAAAGACCCCCCACUUUGACUGAUCCCAGAACAGAAGUUUCUGCCACUCAACCCAGCUCAGAUGGCCAGUCGAGCAGAGGGAUUGAUAUCACUGAUAUUCACACAUACCACCUACACCACACAUUUGAUUAGUGUUCAGGGUACAUUUUACACACCAGGUCCUCCUGCCUACAGAAAUUACUGUAUUUUUAUUCUUUGGGAAGCAUAUAAAUUUCCCCUGUGAUUAAAACUAGCCUUUUUCCUUAAACGAUGUCAGCUGAGGUUGAUUUUUGUGCUGCAGGACCUGUGAAUGUGAAGGGAGAAUGUAUUUUGUAACAUAAAGUAACUUUUCAUGUGCUAAGCUGCUUGAGGGAAAGGGGUUAGCAAGAGGACUAACAACAGAGUCGCAGCCGCAUGGCUCCUACCACAUUUAACAUUCAGCUCUCUGCGUCUGUGUAUCACUAUAAGCUCAUACUCUUACCUUCCAAUAGCUAUUAUUGUGAAGAUAUUAUUAUAGUGAAUUAAUAAAGUUACAUUGUAUUUUUUAA